Molecule: messenger RNA, 2200 nt
Organism: Choloepus didactylus (southern two-toed sloth)
Lineage: Eukaryota; Metazoa; Chordata; Mammalia; Pilosa; Megalonychidae
Gene: KYNU
Product: kynureninase
Exons: 14
Coding region: 216-1613 (465 amino acids)
Biological process (GO): NAD+ biosynthetic process
Cellular component (GO): cytoplasm
Molecular function (GO): kynureninase activity; pyridoxal phosphate binding
Source: RefSeq, a predicted model, not a curated record
GAAGAACAACAUUUUGAUAAGCUUUCCAUCAGCGACCAGACCUUACAAUCACAUUAGCUAGAGUGGGAGGGACUAAAGUCACUCUCCAACUUCCCCACAGGGUGGAGUCUGUGCAGAAGUGAUUUGGAUUUUUCACCCCGAGGUCUGUUAGAUAAAUCAGCAAGGAUCCUGCCAGCUGGGGACUCCAUUGUGAUCCUAGGUGAGAACAACUUGCAAUGGAGCCCUCACCUCUUGAGUUACCUGCUGACACAGUGCAACGCAUUGCAGCUCAACUUGGAUGUCACCCAACAGAUGAGAAGGUUGCACUUCACCUUGAUAAGGAAGAUACACUGAGGCACUUCAGAGAGCAUUUCUACAUCCCCAAAAUGCAGGACCUGCCUCCAAUUGAUUUAUCUUUAGUGAAAAAGGAUGAAAAUGCCAUCUAUUUCUUAGGAAAUUCUCUUGGACUUCAACCAAAAAUGGUUAAAACAUAUCUGGAAGAAGAGCUAGAAAAGUGGGCCAAAAUGGGAGCCUAUGGUCAUGAAGUAGGGAAACGUCCUUGGAUUACAGGAGAUGAGAGCAUUUUAGGCCUUAUGAGUGAUAUUGUAGGAGCCAAUGAGAAAGAAAUAGCCCUAAUGAAUGGGUUGACUGUUAAUCUACAUCUUCUACUGUUAUCAUUUUUUAAGCCUACACCAAAACGGUAUAAAAUCCUUCUAGAAGCUAAAGCCUUCCCAUCAGAUCAUUAUGCUAUUGAGUCACAGCUUCAACUGCAUGGACUUAAUGUUGAGAAAAGUAUGCGGAUUAUAAAGCCAAGAGAGGGUGAAGAAACUUGGAGACUAGAGGACAUCCUUGAAAUAAUUGAGAAGGAAGGAGACUCCAUUGCAGUGAUCCUCUUCAGUGGGCUGCAUUUUUACACAGGGCAGCUCUUUAAUAUACCUGCCAUUACGAAAGCUGGACAAGCUAAGGGUUGUUUUGUUGGCUUUGAUCUAGCACAUGCAGCUGGAAAUGUUGAGCUCCACUUACAUGACUGGGGAGUUGAUUUCGCCUGCUGGUGUUCCUACAAGUAUUUAAAUUCAGGAGCAGGAGGUCUGGCUGGUGCCUUUGUCCAUGAAAAGCAUGCUGAUACAAUAAAACCUGCGUUGGUGGGAUGGUUUGGCCAUGAGCUCAGCACCAGAUUUAAAAUGGAUAACAAACUACAGUUAAUCCCUGGGGUAAAUGGAUUCCGACUUUCAAAUCCUCCCAUUUUAUUGGUCUGUUCCUUACAUGCUAGUUUAGAGAUCUUUAGGCAAGCAACUAUGAAGGCAUUGAGGAGAAAAUCUAUUUUGCUAACUGGUUAUCUGGAAUAUUUGAUCAAGCAUUACCAUAGCAAAGAUAAAGCAGAAACUAAGAAACCACUUGUGAACAUAAUAACUCCAUCCUGUAUAGAAGAUCGGGGCUGCCAGCUAACACUAACAUUUUCUUCUCCAAUGAAAGAUGUUUUCCAAGAACUAGAAAAAAGAGGAGUGGUGUGUGAUAAACGAGAACCAAAUGGCAUUCGAGUGGCUCCCGUUCCUCUCUACAAUUCUUUCCAUGAUGUUUAUAAAUUUAUCAGUCUGCUUGCUUCUGCACUUGACUCUGCAGAAAAAAAAAAUUAGCAGCCUUUUCUAGGAUAAUUUAAUCAAAUUGCACUGAAAGCUGCUGUAGUCUAUUGUUAUUCAAUUUCUAAUAAAAUUCAAUAUUUCAAAAUUUAUUUUACAUAACUAAGGAUUUACUGCAUAGGUUACAGAAAGAUAUUAUAAUUUUUUUGAAUCUGUGACCAUGAGGAAUCCACAUAGCUGUCUACUUUCUUCAUGUUUGGGAAUCAAAGACUAUAUUGGUCUAAGUGUAUGCACAGUCUCUGUUAACUGUCACCAUGUCAUGAUUAAUGAAAUUUUUAUGUUGAUUUUAUUUAUAAUUUGACUGACAACUUCAUAAUGUACAUGCAAUUUUUGUGUCAAUUUUAGAAGUUUAGAAGCUUUAGCUUUCAUUUACUGAAGAGCUCCUUUUAGGCAUUUUAGUUGAAUAGUCUGACAUAUGUAUACUUUUGCAAUGAUCCAUUCAACUCCAAUCUAGGGAAUGAGAAAUACAUUUUUUAAAAACUCAGUUUUAUUGAGAUAUAUUCACAUACCAUACAAUCAUCCACAGUUUACAAGCAGUUGUUCACAGUACCAUCUUAUAGUUGUGCAUUCAUCACCCCAAUCAA